This is a messenger RNA of Dermacentor albipictus, 1405 nucleotides long. NCBI's taxonomy places the organism in Eukaryota, Metazoa, Arthropoda, Arachnida, Ixodida, Ixodidae. The record is from RefSeq and is a predicted model, not a curated record.
GGGUAUGCCUCUUCCACGGAAGCUGAGCCCGAGGGACUAUGACGAAAUAGCGAUGGGCCGGUAGCGUUUCCGCUCGCGUUAUGCGUGCCCGGUAACAAGGCGGCUUCGCGACCGCAGCUCGGCGUCGUCCCAAGGGGACAGCGGACCGCUGAAAGCAACACGGCUGCGAGUUCGUUCUGCGUUUAUGCCUCUUUGCCUCCAAGCACGCCUCUCGGCUAAUACCCGGGCUCCCAGAGAGAAGAAAAGGAAACUCCGGCGUUCGUGCCACCUCUGGCUUGCGGCCAGCGGAGCUCGGAGUGAUGUCGCACCUCCUUAACCGAAGUUUCAGAGCGCAUCGUCGCACGCACAGCACCCCUCCUGGUGGCGCGGCGACCGACAGGAGCCCCAGGAACGCCCUUCCCGCGUCGAGGGCUGCUCUGACCGAUGUUCCUGAACACGAAGAACUGCGCAGUGGCGGCAGGAGGCAAAGCUCGUGCGGCCUCGCGUCUGCCGCUUCUAUGACGCCGGGUCCAGCGCCGGAAACGAAGGUCUCCCUCAACAAGUACGCGGCGCUGAAUGCUGCGGGAGGUGUGCUGCCCAAAAACCGUGAUUGGCUGCGAUUGCAGCACACAAUCCGAAGUCUAUUCAAGACCAAGGACUUUCGCUUAGAACCCGGAGAAAUGGCCAUACUGCACGAGAAAAUACGGACGCUGGGAAGCUCGAAGGCAGGGCCAUUCCUGUUCGACUCGUUCAAGCGCGAAAUUGAAAUCUGCCUCACCGCUCUGCUGCAAAAACUGCAAGCUGUGCCAAGAGAGAAACUGCUGGAAGUGCUUUCCUCCGAAUGGGAAAACUUGUUUCGACACGUCCUGCCCACCCUUGACAUGAUCUUGUACGUCGUCAAGGGUAAGGGCUCAACAACCGUGAGACAAGCCUUUCUUGUGGUGUUCCGAGACGCAGUGGUGACAAAGCUGGACCUUGAAGAUCUCAUCAACGAGAACACUCGCCAUCUCGUCCCCGAUGGAAUCCGGCACAUGCUUCUUAUUCUUUACAAUGUCAGCGACACUUAUCCGCCAACAAAGACCAAACUGAAGCUUGAAGUACUUCUGGCACGGCUUCUGGAUCCCUUCUUGGGAUUUCAAGGCUUUUAUGAAGGCAAGCCUGAGCCCACGGUAAAGUCUGCAGAGCCUGAAGUCGCCGCACGCCGAAAGUCAGCAGGCACGCUUCCGCAUGGAGUACCGCUACCAAGGAAGCUGUCCCGACCGAUGAGCUCCCAGCCUCGCCAGAUCGAAACACUGCAUGAGCUUUUUCUCACAGCUCUGCGGAAGCAGCCAGAUUUUUAGUUGUUACACAUGUCAUACAUUUAUCUUGUAUAUACUGCAUCGUCAAUGCAAAGGACACGGGCUUCAAUAAAUUAUUGCGAGGUUUC